Messenger RNA from Neltuma alba, 1190 nucleotides. RefSeq names its product histidine-containing phosphotransfer protein 1-like. The transcript is spliced from 6 exons. Gene Ontology annotation, biological process: phosphorylation; phosphorelay signal transduction system; cytokinin-activated signaling pathway. Gene Ontology annotation, cellular component: nucleus; cytoplasm. The record is from RefSeq and is a predicted model, not a curated record. NCBI's taxonomy places the organism in Eukaryota, Viridiplantae, Streptophyta, Magnoliopsida, Fabales, Fabaceae. Gene Ontology annotation, molecular function: protein histidine kinase binding; histidine phosphotransfer kinase activity. Bases 530 to 982 code for a protein of 150 amino acids.
UCUUGUUUUAUUUCCUGUUCUUGUGCCGGCUUCAGCCUGUUUGACAUGCAGAUUUUGUUUUUUGGCUUCCAUAAAUUUCACCCUUUUCGACCAAUAAAAGACUCCAUUUCAACGGGGAUGAAUACGUGAGCAGAGAAAAGUCAAGCCUUUGAAAUUUAGAGCCAUUGCUCUCACAGACAAGUAACAGUACCUUGGGAUGGGGGUUGGAAUUUUAAAAAAUAAAAAGAAAAUAGUAUUAAACAUGGAAAAUAUUGAUGGCACGUAGCAUCAGGUUUUGGAUCCUGUGCUGGCUCCUUUAUUAAACUAGAGAUUAAAUUUUUCGCCUAUAAAACAAAAGAGGAGAGUCACCACUAAUUCGAGAGCUUUCUGCAGACUUCGACCCUCGACAAAUUUUUCUGUCCGGUAAAUAGUCACUGCCACUUCAGAGCAGAAGUUGCAUUAUAUAAUCUCUUGGGCCCCAGAAGAAAGCUGAAAUGAGUGUCUAAUAUAGUGAACAGUGAGUUAGUGGUUAAAACAUCAGAGGCCAACAAUGGAUGCUGUGGCUCAUUUGAGGAACCAGUUGGUUGAUUAUACCGCCUCUCUGUUUCAGGAGGGUUUUCUAGAUGAUCAAUUUACUCAGCUCCAGCAACUUCAAGAUGAAAGCAACCCAGACUUUGUGGUUGAAGUGGUGACUCUCUUUUUUGAAGACGCAGAGAGACUUCUUAAUGAGCUGGCAAAAGAACUAGGCCAGGCAAGUAUCGACUUUAAAAGAGUGGAUGCCCAUGUUCACCAGUUGAAGGGUAGUAGCUCCAGUAUUGGAGCACAGCGAGUUCAGAAAGUCUGCAUUGCCUUCCGCGGAUAUUGUGAGGAGCAGAAUGUUGAAGGGUGUCUUAAAAGCUUGCAACAAGUAAAAGAAGAGUAUUGGUUGGUGAAAAACAAGCUUGAGACUCUAUUCAAGAUGAAGCAACAGCUUCUGGCUGCCGGGGGUUCGGUUCCAAUGUAGAGAGAUGAGACAGAGAUUGUUGCUGCAAAGCCCUACUCAUAACCAGAGAGCAUGAAACGAUGGCAUCUCCAAUCUGCAAAAACAAGAGCAGCCACUUCUGUAAUAUUUUCUUCGGAGAUUCCACUCUUCGUUUAUGAUGUUGUCCAUUCUAAAUGGAUUCUUCAUUGGUCCACUUUUAAUAACAGAAGCUUCAUGAUUAACCCCUUCA